Brachypodium distachyon (stiff brome) is the source of this 3825-nucleotide messenger RNA. Its product is annotated as receptor like protein 7. The record is from RefSeq and is a predicted model, not a curated record. The coding region runs from base 176 to 3688 and encodes 1170 amino acids. Lineage: Eukaryota; Viridiplantae; Streptophyta; Magnoliopsida; Poales; Poaceae. The transcript has 2 exons. Gene Ontology annotation, molecular function: protein binding.
AAAUAAACACACUUGUGUCAGAACAUAAAGACAAAACACAAUCUAGCUCUUUGCUUAGUGAAAGAGACAAUGCAAUGUUAAUUUUCUCGUCAAGACCAUGCAGGAGUGCUGCAUUCAAGUAUAUAAAGAGACAAAGUGGAGAUAGUGGUUGCAGUUCAAAGGUCCAAACGAACCUAUGGCUUGUGCUACUCACCUGCCUGCCAUCUUCGUACUGAUACAACUCUAUUUGUUAGCCGCAUCUGCUUCUCGUGCCCCUGGUAAUGCCACAGCUUCAUCUUUGUGCCAUCCAGACCAGGCUGCAGCACUUCUCCAACUAAAGGAGUCCUUCAUCUUCGACUACUCGACCACCACGCUGUCGUCGUGGCAACCUGGUACCGACUGCUGCCACUGGGAGGGCGUCGGCUGUGAUGACGGCAUAUCUGGCGGUGGCCAUGUCACUGUUCUCGACCUCGGUGGCUGUGGCCUCUACAGCUACGGCUGCCAUGCCGCGCUCUUCAACCUCGCCUCCUUAUGCUACCUCGACCUAAGCAUGAAUGAUUUUGGCAGAUCUCGCAUUCCGGCAGUUGGCUUUGGGAGGCUGACAAACCUCACUCAUCUCAACCUCUCUCAAUCCAGCUUCUAUGGUCAGGUACCUAGCACCAUCGGCAAUCUAACGAGCCUCAUAUCGUUGGAUCUUUCUUCACUGAAUGACAUUGAUCCCUUUGAAACCAAUAAUAUGAAUGAUAUCUUGUAUGGCGGCAACGAUCUGGAGCUACGAGAGCCCAGCUUUGAAACCUUAUUUGCAAACCUUACCAAUCUGAGGGAACUCUACCUUGAUGGAGUGGACAUAUCUAGUAGCAGAGAAGAGUGGUGCAGUGGUCUAGGUAAAUCUGUCCCACGUCUUCAGGUUCUUAGCAUGGGCGGCUGCAACCUCUGGGGUCCAAUCCACUCCUCCCUGUCAAGUCUCCGAUCCCUUACUGUGAUCAAUCUUAACAGUAAUUCCAAUAUUUCUGGUGUGAUUCCGGAAUUUUUAUCAGAGUUUCAUAACCUUAGUGUUCUUCAACUCAAGUAUAACCAUUUCAGUGGUUCGUUUCCACUGAAAAUCUUCCUCCUCAAGAAUAUAAGAGUGAUUGAUGUGUCACACAAUGACCAACUCUCAGGACAUUUACCAGAAUUUAAAAAUGGGACUUCUUUGGAGACUUUGAAUCUGUAUUAUACUAAUUUCUCAAGUAUCAAGCUGGGCUCUUUUCGCAACCUCAUGAAACUCAGGAGGCUAGGUAUUGAUGUUGAUGGAAGGUCAAUUUCCACCAUGGAGCCUACUGAUUUAUUGUUCAACAAGCUCAACUCCUUGCAAAGCUUGCUGCUUUCUUUUGUGAAAUUUUCAGGGGAGUUUGGACCAUUUUUCUCAUGGAUUAGUAACCUUCAGAACUUGACAAGCUUGCAACUCACUGAUUACUAUUCCUCCAAGAUAAUGCCCCCCUUGAUUGGAAACCUCACCAACUUGACAAGUUUGGAAAUCACUAGGUGUGGCUUCUCUGGAGAAAUACCACCAUCAAUAGGCAACCUCAGCAAAUUGAUUUCCUUGAGAAUCUCCAGCUGUCACUUCUCUGGGAGAAUACCAUCUUCAAUUGGUAAUCUCAAGAAACUGAGAAGCCUGGAUAUCACUUCUAAUCGCUUAUUAGGUGGUCCUAUAACAAGAGAUAUUGGACAGCUCAGCAAAUUGAUGGUGUUAAAAUUAGGGGGCUGCGGAUUUUCUGGCACAAUACCAAGUACAAUUGUCAACUUGACUCAACUGAUUUAUGUGGGUCUUGGACAUAAUGACCUUACAGGAGAGAUCCCCACAUCUUUAUUCACUUCUCCAAUAAUGUUACUGUUGGACCUUUCAUCAAACCAACUUUCUGGACCGAUACAAGAGUUCGAUACACUAAAUUCACACAUGUCAGCUGUUUAUUUGCAUGAAAAUCAGAUUACUGGACAGAUUCCUUCAUCAUUCUUUCAACUUACAAGUUUGGUGGCCAUGGAUCUUAGCUCAAACAAUUUAACAGGAUUAAUACAAUUGAGUUCACCUUGGAAGUUAAGAAAGCUUGGUUACUUGGCUCUCUCAAACAACAGGUUGUCCAUCUUGGACGAAGAAGACAGUAAACCCACAGAGCCCUUACUCCCUAAUCUCUUCAGAUUAGAACUUGCCUCUUGCAACAUGACAAGAAUUCCUAGAUUCUUGAUGCAAGUUAAUCAUAUCCGAACAUUGGACCUUUCGAGAAACAAAAUACAAGGGGCGAUACCCCAAUGGAUAUGGGAGACAUGGGAUGAUAGCAUUAUAAUUUUGGAUCUUUCGAACAACAUAUUCACAAACAUGCCACUCAGUUCAAAUAUGCUCCCUAGUCGUUUGGAAUAUCUUGAUAUCAGUUUCAAUGAACUUGAAGGCCAGAUCCCGACGCCGAACCUGUUGACAGCAUUUAGCAGUUUCUUUCAAGUCUUGGAUUAUUCUAACAACAAAUUCUCUUCUUUUAUGUCAAACUUCACUGCUUAUCUUAGUCAAACUGCUUAUCUCACAUUGUCCAGAAAUAACAUAAGCGGGCACAUACCAAAUUCAAUUUGCGAUUCACGCAAGCUUGUAGUCCUUGACCUGUCAUUUAACAAGUUCAGUGGGAUAAUACCAUCAUGUCUGAUAGAAGAUAGCCACUUGCAUGUAUUAAAUUUGAGGGAGAAUCACUUUGAGGGAACAUUGCCUUAUAAUGUUGCUGAGCACUGUAAUCUUCAGACAAUAGAUUUGCAUGGCAACAAGAUUCAAGGGCAGCUGCCUAGAUCUUUCUCCAACUGUGCUAACUUGGAGAUUCUUGACAUUGGAAACAAUCAGAUUGUGGAUACUUUCCCAUCUUGGCUGGGUAGGCUUUCCCAUCUCUGUGUACUCGUUUUGGGAUCCAACCUGUUCUAUGGCCCACUUGCUUAUCCGUCCAGAGAUAGCAAAUUUGGGGAUUACUUCUCAAGGUUACAAAUUAUUGAUAUAUCCUCAAACAACUUCUCUGGCAAUUUGGACCCACGAUGGUUUGAGAGGUUGACAUUUAUGAUGGCAAACUCCAAUGACACAGGAAAUAUCUUAGGUCAUCCUAACUUCGAUAGAACUCCAUACUACUAUGAUAUUAUUGCAAUCACAUAUAAAGGCCAAGACGUGACAUUUGAAAAAGUCCGGACUGCCUUGACCGUUAUUGACUUCUCAAAUAAUUCAUUUCAUGGUGACAUUCCUGAAUCAACUGGAAGGCUAGUUUCACUACAUGUACUGAACAUGUCACAUAAUGCAUUUACAGGGAGGAUUCCAACAAAAAUGGGUGAGAUGCGUCAGUUGGAAUCACUAGACCUGUCUUGGAACGAGCUUUCUGGGGAGAUUCCACAAGAGCUAACAAAUUUAACAUUUCUUAGCACCCUGAAAUUUUGUGAAAACAAGCUGUAUGGAAGGAUACCACAAUCAGGUCAGUUUGCGACUUUUGAGAACACUUCAUAUGAAAGGAAUACGGGGCUCUGUGGACCACCUUUGUCCAAACCAUGUGGCGAUUCAAGUAAUCCAAAUGAGGCACAAGUAAGCAUAUCCGAAGAUCAUGCUGAUAUUGUUCUGUUUCUCUUUAUUGGGGUGGGCUUUGGCGUUGGAUUCACAGCAGGUAUUCUGAUGAAAUGGGGUAAAAUUGGCAAAUGGUUUCGGAUUGUGCGAACUUGACCUGAAGACACAAGGAUUGCGGCCAGUACAGUUAUCCUAUUAUCAGAGAGAACUAUAAGUUGUAAUAUGCCAAUCUAUAUGUUCAUAUUUCUAUCUUAUCAUCUGUGUCUUCUCAUGUUUACGUAAUGUAGUUAGCA